This is a messenger RNA of Strongylocentrotus purpuratus (purple sea urchin), 2534 nucleotides long. RefSeq names its product fas-associated death domain protein-like. The transcript has 3 exons. Gene Ontology annotation, molecular function: protein binding. The record is from RefSeq and is a predicted model, not a curated record. Gene Ontology annotation, biological process: signal transduction. NCBI's taxonomy places the organism in Eukaryota, Metazoa, Echinodermata, Echinoidea, Camarodonta, Strongylocentrotidae. The coding region runs from base 1 to 363 and encodes 120 amino acids.
AUGCCAGGUAUGAGUGAGGAAGGGGUGGAGUCAGGGAACCAGAGUCCAGUGAUGCCUAGAAGAUCAACUUGCAAUGAAAGCACCGUUCUUUGCGACCUUUACUUCAGCGAUCUUGCAGAGCAGAUAGGAGCAGAAUGGACUCAACUUGGAAUCAGACUAGGAUUAAACCAAGCAGCUAUUGACCACAUCACCGAGGACAAACUAACAGCAGUGGAUCGCAGAGUUGCUAUGCUACAGCUGUGGAAGAACCGAUCGUCAUGUUCGGAUAAGAGGAAGAUGGUGGAGGAGCUUUGCAAGGCCUUGAGUAGCUGUGGUAGGGGAGAUCUUGCAGGGGAUGUCAAAGAAACCGCAGGAAUCAGCUAAACUUCACAUCCAUUGGACAUUGUAAUACAGACAGCUAGAGAACUCCUUUAGUUUCGCCCUUGUUUUUCAGAGAAGCCGCAUUGAUAACCACUCAAGGUGGCAGGUAUAUCGGGUUUAUCACUUUAAUAAUGUUUCCUUCAAGUAUUGGUGACAAUCCAUUGCAGGUAUAUAACUGAGACUAAAACUGACGCACCUGCUCUCAUAACUGAAGGUGUCGUGGUAUAGUGGUUCUUUAACUUGAUUUAAGGGUUGGGGGUUCAAAUCUUAAGACAUUAAUCCACAUUUGCCACACUCUACUCAGGUGUAAGUGGGUACGUAGCAUUUGCAGCUUGGGAAAAUAUAAUUGCAGGGCCCUCGGGAAGAACAGAAUUGAUGCUGAUGAGGCAACCCUGUGCAUAAACAUGAUUAUUAGUAUGUUGAUAUUCAUAUGCAUAAACAGUCUGAACAACAUAGUAACUCUUGGAAGGUGUAUCUUAAUAUAAAGAUAUUCGCCCCCAAGUAAACUUGAUUCAAAGGGUGAAGUGUCGGGAGGUGUCCAGACCAAGUGCAGGAAUGUGCAGGUUGUAAUCAUGACAGAUCAUAAGAACUUGUGUAAAAUACUUAAUACAACUACACAAGAAUGUGAAGUAAUGACCUUUUUUAAAUUUUAUAUAUACAUGUAUAUUUUGGAUGGUAAAUUCGUUUCAUGUUCAAUUUUACCUUAUACAAGGGAAUCGAUUAUGAGAAUGUGAAUGGAAUAGGAAAUCGAUGGCGGAAAUUGCUAUAAUUAAUAUAAAUUUCCAAUUUCGUUCCCAGAAAAUGUUUUGUUUAACAAGAGAAUACUGUUACCUAUAAGUUAAUCUUACAUUACAAGUUAGGUAAAAACAAAAAGGUGUAGUACGAAAGCUGAUAAGUUGCGUAGCUUACAGAACCGAUAUAACAUGUGUAUGUUAUGUAGAUAUGAUGUAUUAUCUUCUUUUUUUGUUGUUAUAAUGUCUUAUACACUUGUGUUCGUUCUUAUUUCACUUUAUUCAUCAUGUCAUUUACAAGUUAGUCGAUUAACAUUCUUCUAUGGAAUGUUGUAUUUUGCAAUGGAAGGAAAUUCCUUAAACGUAUUAUACCAUAGUACAGUUUAUAGAAUCCAUUUCAUAUUUCAUUAUCAUUUAAUAACAGAAAUUGAAUUAAAAAACAAAAAAAUUGGUACAUAAUAUGUGAGCCUAAUCAUGAAUUCAGCAAAGAUGUGUAACAUGUGGUAUCUUUUGUGGCUCGAGUUUGUAGCAUUUAUUUACAAAAGUCUAUACAUACUUUGAUUUCAAAUAAAAUAUAUGUGAUAUAAUUGGUAUGCUCUGAAUGUAUGAAACAAUACAAUGAUAAUUAUCCACGUAUAUCACUUUCUUUGUCAUACAUUUAUGAUAACAUUUCUUCCAUGAAUGAUCAUGCCUUGAUUGAAAUAUCAUGCCUCACAUAUUGAACUAAUGAUAUAAAACUGAAUAUGUGAAAUGGAAAUAUAUAGUUCUAUAACAAUUAAUUAUGUCAAAGAGACAAACAUCUUGUGAAUUGACCAUAAAAUGAUUUUAUAUUUUCCAAGGUGGAAAGUAAUGCUUGAUGGAAUGAACCAACAAGAAGUGUGAUAGUUAAGAUUGUUGCAUUCCUUUCGUAGUUUAUGUGUAAUAAUCAUGGUACUUUUACAAAGUUAAUAUUUAAAGUUACCAAAUACUGACCAAUUACAUUAAAAUGUUUCAAAGUAUUUUCAUUACAUCACAUCUAUUCCAUACAUAGAUGCACAAUGUAGUGAUUUGGGAUUUGUAAUGAAUGAUACUGCACACUAGCAGCUUUAAUUUCCACUUUAAUGAAUUUAAUUGGAUGAACAUGCCAAAUUGAAACAACAAUUGGUUCAAAAUCUGAAGUAUGUUAGUUUAAUAUUUGGUUUAUAUUGAAAUAGGAACAAAUUGGUUGACUGAAAAUGAAUGAGUAGGAAAGUUGAAAGAUAGAAAUUACAUGUGUAAACGAAUUAAAGCAUUUUAGCCUACAGAAAAAUAUUAUAAGUAAUGGCUCUGAAUGAAAUGGGAAAACAAAAAUAGUUUUGAGUGCGCAAGUUUGUGGGUAUCUUACUAUUUCAUCGGGCUAAGGUUACCUAUCCGCCAAAUAAGCAGCCUACCAUAAGGGUGGAGUGUCGGGAGGUGACAUGGGGG